This is a messenger RNA of Gamsiella multidivaricata, 1788 nucleotides long. Its product is annotated as histidine phosphatase superfamily. The record is from RefSeq and is a predicted model, not a curated record. Gene Ontology annotation, molecular function: inositol phosphate phosphatase activity; acid phosphatase activity. NCBI's taxonomy places the organism in Eukaryota, Fungi, Mortierellomycota, Mortierellomycetes, Mortierellales, Mortierellaceae. The transcript is spliced from 6 exons. The coding region runs from base 1 to 1788 and encodes 595 amino acids.
AUGGCACUGAACGAACCCUCCUCCUCCAGCAAGUCCACGCCUCGACGACCCUGGACCGUCCUGACCAUCACCGGAGCGCUCUCGGUCUUUGCCAUGAUUUCCUUCCUCACCGCCUCCCCAGCCCAUGGUUUAUCCUCCGGUCAUGUCUUUGACAAGCGUAUGCUCUCUGUGAAUACGAAGGUCUUGGAUGAGGCUGCGGAAGAAAUUCUUAGUGGUGCACACGGCCAAAUCCUGCAGAAGCGAGGCAAGGCAUCGCCUGGCAAAUCGAAUGCAGACCUGGAAUGGAUCCGCUUGCGAUUGGGUACAAAGUCGCCUUAUCCCCAUGAGGACAAACCUGAGGGUUCAUUGGACGAUGUGCCUGAUGGAUACGAGCUUGUGCAGCUUCAUCUUAUUUGCAGACAUGGUACGAGAUAUCCAAGUGCGUCGGAUUCGGUCGCCUACAAGAAGCUGACGGAGAGACUCAGUAACACAACUGUACCAGGCUAUGAAUGGAUUCGUAACUGGUCAAGCGAGACUUGGUACCCUCCUUCGAGGGGAAACUUGCUCGCAACGCGUGGUGAUGCCGACCUUUAUGAGAUCGGACGCCGCUUCGCGAAGCGAUACGAGUCGUUCUUGGAUCAGUAUCCGUAUAGUCCCAACAACUAUGAGUUCCGCAGCUCCCAUAAGUCCCGCUGCAGUCAGUCUGCAUACGGAUUCUCCCUGGGAUUCUUUGAGGACCGAUUAGUCAGUGAUGAGGAGCCUCACCGCUCAAAGAGCGGCAGACAUCUGGACGCCCCACCUUCCCAGCCCAUACACAUUUACACCGUCCCACAGGGCUUGGAUCAGGAGAUGGCGGUCGAGGACUCGUGCCCGAAGUACCUGAACGAGGUUGCGGACCAGCCUGCAGUAGGAAAGCAAGUGAAAUUGUACCAAGACAGCUUUAUCCCGGUGCUCGCCCAGAACCUGUCGACAACUUUUGGCGUUAACUUCACCGCCAAGGAUGCCUCUCGCAUCUACCAGAUGUGCGGUUUCGAAGCCUCGAUCUAUGAUGAUGUCACGACCUGGUGCCAAAUGCUUCUUCCUAUCGCGGGUAAGAAUGACAAGAAGGGCAACCAUGGUCAGGAUAAAUCCCGACAGGACAACUUUAUCAAGUUGGAGAUCGCUGGCGAUCUGGAUGACUUCUACACCCAUGGCCCUGGAGUUCCUUUUAACCAGGAGAUGGGAUGCAAAUUGGGCACCUCGUUGAUGCAAUCGAUCGAAUUGGCACUCUCCAGUGGCCCUGAUGCUAUCGGGGAUGGUGCCGAUGGUGGCUCGACUGACUUGUACCGCGGACACCUCAAGUUUGGCCACUCUGAGACUAUCAUGUUUUUCUCCACAUAUCUGGGCCUUUACAAUCGGACCGGUGUCGUACUGACUGCCGACAUGACUCCAGACCAGUAUGCGAAGCGCGAAUUCCGCUCCAGUCUCUUCGCGCCCUUUGCUGCUAACAUGGCCUUUGAAGUCUUCCAGCCCAAGGCCUCGGGUUCGAACAAGAUCCAUCGCCGUCGUCUCAACCGCCGUGCUGCAUCAGACCCUCAAGGCUUGGUCCGCUUGCUGGUCAACGAGAUGCCCCUGCCUAUCCCCGGUUGCGACGGCGCCAUGUUCUGCGAGUGGUCCAAGUUCAAGAGCAUUUUGAUUCAGCGUGGGGCAGGAUGUGAUUUUGAGAGCUGCUGUGGAACAGUUCCACCAAUUUCAGGAAAAACCUCACAACUGAGCGUGACCUUCGCUGCGAAUGCGACAUGCCCCUCGACAACUCCUGUUGUCCCCUAA